Messenger RNA from Parnassius mnemosyne (clouded apollo), 4314 nucleotides. Lineage: Eukaryota; Metazoa; Arthropoda; Insecta; Lepidoptera; Papilionidae. The record is from the annotation of a GenBank genome assembly.
AUGGCUAUUCCACCGUUUCCAUCACAAGAUUUGGCUAAGCUUGUACUUGGAUAUCUAGCGGAGGAGCAGCUAAUGACAGCUUAUGAUGAAUUUUUACAAGCUAGCCCGUAUUUAGACGCGCUCGGAAAUGAAUAUGACAGACUUUUUAUGACUUCCCUCAAAAAUAUUCUAGCCGAGUACAGAGCAGUAAAGAUUUAUGUGGAAUCUUGCAAACCUUUUAUACUUAGGAAAAAACUAAUUCAAUGUAGCAAUUUGUUGGAAAUUGUUAAAUUUUUGAUACAAAAUGUAGACACAAAUAAAAUAAGUAUGCAGGAGCAUAGUUUUGAUAGAACAGGUUCAAUUAAAAAUGUUAAUGCUGUAACACCCAGUUAUGUGUCCCAACCUAGUGCACAGUCUAAAAGUCAAAUAGAAGCUACUACCCUGGAAAGUUCUGUUGAGACUACAUCUUUAGCAGAUCUGCCAGGAAAUGUGACUUCAAAGAGAAAAUCAAUGAAAGUACUAGAUAGAGAGUCUAGGAAUUCUCAAACAAUUCUUUCAGACAAUGAGUUUGAUAGUGAAGUAGGACAAAAGGAUUGUCCUGAAACUCUUAGUGCUACAAAGAAAACAAACUUACCUGUUGAUAACAAAGGUCCAGUCACUGUUAGUGAGCAUCCAGUUAAUAAUCAUACAGAUGAUUUGGCUAAUAGUAAAAAGUGUGAAUCCGUUCAGAAAAUUGAAGAAUUUAACAAUAUUUUGGAACUUGUGUGUAAAAAUGGAAGUGCUACACACAGUAGAAAUUAUUCAAUACCUGAUAAUGUUAGCAGCCAGCAAAAUAGGAUUUCAACAGCAGGGACUUUUCAAGAAUUUAGUACUGGCAUUUAUAAUGGCGAUAAAGUCAAUAUACCUGUUACCAAUCCUGCUGAAGUUAAUAAAGCGCUGGCGCCAUUAAGCAAAAGAAACAACAAUACUUACGUAAAUAUUGGCUCAAUAAAUGGAUCAGAUUUGAAAUCUAAAAACCAUUUAAUAUUAAAAGUUGAGCCUACGCAAAACCAUCAAGGGUUCCCAGUACAAAUGAAUUUGACAUCUACAUUUACACAUAACAGUAAAGUAAAGCAAGUGAAUACACAAAAACGUGAAGAGCAAAAAAUAAAAAUAUUGUCUGAUGUUAAAGUUGAUAACGCAUACAACAGUAUCGGUAGACCAAAAAUGCCUCCCGUUUUAAGUAACGCUACCUCAACGCCGUUAGUUGAAACAAUUCUGAUAAACGGGACCAAAGCAUAUAAAAGCAAACCACAAUGUGCGUUGAACUAUAAUUAUACAAAGGAUGAAAUAAUGGCCAUGCCUACAUUAAUUCUCUUGCCUGCAACAUCGGGAAAUGCACAAAAUACAACAGAAUCACAACCCAUAAUGGAAAUGUCCACAAGCAGUAGUAUUACAGCUUCAACAAACUCCGCCCAGAAUAUACUUAGACCACUUACGAUUGAUGUUUCAUCUAAUAUCACUGCUCUGAAUCUCAAUUGUAAUAAAGAUCCUACAAAUAAACAAAAUAAUGAACAACAAAAUAACGAACCAAACCAUGUAAGCGAACAAAGUCUCGUCAAAACAGUUGAGUUGACUGGUCAUGUUUCUGUCCCCAAAGAUACACAUUCAACAACAGGAAAAACAAGCACGCCGCAGGGCAUGCCUCCUAAAAGGAAGUCUUCAUCAACUCCUCGGAGAACUUCCCAUGUAAGAGUUUUAGAUUUUACCACACCUAGGAGGAUAUUACAUGAGACAAUAAAUGAGCAAAGUUCUAAUAAGAUUUGUGCUGUCGAAAUCGAGCACAUCGGAACGCCUAAUGUACCAUGUAAAGAAUCCAGUGAAGAUGAUAAACCUGUUGUCAUCGAAAAGGUUUCAGAUAUUGAUACUGUGGCUUGUAGUAAUAUAGGCAGUUGUUCGGCAAAGGAAAAUAAAGUUGUUUUCAGUAAAAAAGGUAAUUGGGAUGCUGAUUUACGGGCUUUAGUAAAUGUUGGCGAAAUUGAUAAUUCAAUGAGACCACCGUCGAAGUCGAAACAUAAACCAAAAGUUAAAAAUACCAAAAAGAAAAAUUCAAAUGAAAAUAAUUCAAACAAAGCCAUAACAGCAAAUGAAAAAGUCGACAAGAAGUCAAGAAAGGGUUUGUCUAAACUAAAGGGCAAUAAAAAUAAAUCUAAACCAAAAGAUGAUGAAGAGGCUGCAGAGAUUUUAUGCAAAAGCGAUGAAAAGGUGCCCAUUGCUAUCAAACCAACCAUUAAUAUUAUAACUAGUAAUGAAUGGAGUAUAAAUAACCACGAAAGUGAAAAAAAUCAAAGCAAAACUAACACCAGCAAUGAGCGAAUAGAUACUCCAGAAAAUGAUAGAAUUGCGUUGCAGAAUGUAAUUGGAGCCAAACUUAAUAUAUCAGAUCUUUUAGAAACUCCUUACAAGCAAGCGCUUUAUGACAUACAAAUGGAAACUCCAAAGUUUUUAGGUCCUGAUUUACCCGAUGAACCAAUUUCAGAAGUUAAAAUUAUGAAUAUACCUACACCACGAUUUCUCUGUAGCCCUAAAGGUACACAAGCUACACCAUCUUCCUAUUCUUCAAGACCUACUGACUAUUCUAGUGGUGGAUCUUAUUAUAAACCGGAUGAUCAAGAUUAUGUUCUUUCUACAGAAGUUUUAGAGUGUCCAAUCAGUAUAGAAGAAAAAUCUAAAACAUCACAGCAUGAUGGACAAAAAUUUAAAAAACAGAUCUUACAUAGUGAUAUUAAAAACAAUGAAUCGAAGUCCACUCGACCAGUUAGACAAUGCACCAAAAAUGUUUCUUAUUUUAAAAAUCAAAAUGCAAACAAAGUUAAAGAAACUGAAGAACAUUCUGAAAACAGUGAUGCAACUACAAUUAAUAGUUCUUUUGAUAAUAAAUCAGAUAAACAACUCUUUUCUAAGAAUUCCACAGAGCGCGUAACUAAGUCUAAAAGAAAACCAGAAACAAAUAAAAAAAUAAGUUUAUCCAAAAAGAAUAAAUCACCCAUAAAAAGAGAAGCAUCAAAAAGUUUUAUGAAAAUAAAACCGAGACGAUCUACACCAAUCAAAGAGACAGGAGGCAAAUCUAGAAAAAUAUUUGACUCUUCUCUAAAUAAACAGCAAAAAAAAUUAAAUAAUAAGUUUAAAAACACCGAUUUAACUCCUGUAACUGCUUCAGUCCCUACGAAAUCGCGAAGAAAAUCAUCAACGCCCAGAAAAGUUCAUUGUACAGAAACUUUCAAUUCUGAAAGUUCUGGCAAUAAUUCUCCACAGGAGAUUACUAAAUCAAAACAAAUGACUCAAGACAUUCGAGCCUGUUCACAAGAUUCUGAUGUUGAACAGUUACCUCUUCGUUGGUCAGAUGAUGGUUCUCAAGAUGGAAAGUCGAAGGAAAAUCUUGUAAAAUUAGAAUCCGUAAACGAUAGUGAUGAUAUAUCAAAAAUAAAAGAGUACAUAGAAACAUCUGUGACCAAAGAUUGCGAAGGCAGCUGGCAUAUUGAUUUAAUUAAAAGAGGUUUUGAUGCUGAAACAGCAAAAAUCAUUGAACGAGAUUUGCUUGAUUCACCUCGCCAAAAUCAAGAAACAAACUCACACUCACUUGUUUCAGAAAACUCGGAACUUAAGAAUCGCAUUUCAUUAGAAGAUAGUGCUAGAACUUUAAGUAGUACCUCAGUCAAUCUCGAAAUAAUUGAAAACGACGAUGAUAAUGAGGAAAUAGAACUAUCUGUACAUGAAUGUAAUGAAGAUACUACAAAUUAUAUUAAACUUCAGUAUGACUAUUCAAACUGCAUAAGUGUGCAAGAGCAGGCAGCAAAGCUGAAGGAUAAAUUUUCUAUGGAAGUUUGUAUAGAAGAUGGUGUUACUGUACGGUUGAGAGCUACACCAUUUAGUGUAUUGCUUGACCAAGAUCCGCAAGAUAUGGUCACGAAUGAUUAUGUUAAGGAGACUGAAAUAGCUGUUAGUUCGAUAUCGAAUAUUGACAAAUUGUACACACCAAUGAAAGAUCCUAAAGCACAAGUUUAUGAAAUAUUUGACUCUACAUUGACUAGUUUAGACACACCUUUGAAGUUAAACAGUCCGAGAAUGCAGGAGUGUGAGUCAGUAGUAACCGAAGUGGCGGUUGAGGUUGAACAGGUGGAGUACAAAGAAAAAAUUGAAGUAAAAAAGAGGAAACGAUUGCAAAGCGGAACCUCUUUAGACGAGUCAACAAAUAACAGUAAAAAAGCGAAAUCGGAUACAAGCUACUUACUUAAUACGGCAAAUAUACAAAAUAUAGAUAUAGAAUCCGUUUUAAGUAAGUUACAUGGCCCAUGA